GCUGCCGCACUACAGCAACUUCCAAUCCAGGGUUUUAGGGUUUCCUGGAAGAAAGAGGGUUAUCGGGAUAAACCCCCAAUUUUUUGAAUGUCUCUUCUUGAAAACAGGUGAGUUCCUUCUCUGUUGCCCAAAAUUCUUGAGUGCGCAAUUUAGGUGGAAAUCUUUGCUACAUAUGAAAUGGUUCGAGCUUCACUAGCCCACAGAGAGGGUUUGCGGUUCAUGAAGGAAAGAGGGUUACAAGGUUCCAAGCUUGGGGAAAUCUCCUCUGUAGUGAAGACAGUUGCCACCUCCCCUUCCAUCGCUGCAGCGGCAUAUGUGCCUCCUUCCACAUCUGCUGCUCCGGUUGUUCCUGCAAUAUCGCAGGCAGUAGCUCCUCCAAAAUGUGCUUGGACUGAAUACACCUCCCCUGAUGGUUACAAGUACUACUAUAAUAGCUCAACUGGUCAAAGCACAUGGGAGAAUCCAGAGGAGUUGACAUUAUUUGAACAACAGCAGCAACAACAAAAACCGCCACUUCAACAACCUCAUCCCCAGUCUCACCCUCAAAGCAUGUCUGCCCAGCAAGUUCCUCAGAUGCAGCAACCUCAACUACAAAAUCAACCCCAAAUACAGCACCGCCCACAGGAGUAGCAACAAAGUUCUAUACCAUCAUCAGGACUUCAGGCUUAUCAGGAGCGGAUGUGGAAAAGCAAGCCUUCAGAUGUGCUGGCCUCUAUUCGUUUUGAAAGCCAAGGAGGGAGGUAUCUGGGGCUGCCAUCCAUUAUUGGGAAAUCUAAAUCAGAAGUAUUCAAAUAUGUGAAAGACUGGGUUAUUGGAAGGUUGAAGAGCUGGAAGGAAACGGUUUUAAAUAUGGCUGGUAAAGAAAUAUGGCUGACAGAAAUAAGGCACCAGAACAUCGUGAAACUCUACGGCUUCUGUUACCAUGAAAAGCACACUUUUUUGGUUUGCAAGUACGUGGAGAGCGUGGCGAACGUUUUUGAGAAGAGAGAAAGAUGCCAAGGAGUUGGACUGGAGUAAGAGAGUGAAUGUAGCGAAAGGGGUGGCUCAUGCUUUAUCUUACUUGCAUCAUAAGUGUGUGCCUCCCAUAAUUCAUCAGGAUAUAUCGAGCAAGAAUGUUUUGUUGAACUCGGAAAUGGAGGCUCAUGUCCCAGAUUUUGGCACGGCAAGGUUUUUGAAGCCUGAUUCUUCAAAUUGGACUGCGGUUGCAGGCACAUUCGGAUACAUUGCUCUAGAAUUAUCGUACACAAUGGCAGUGACAGAGAAAUGCAACGUGUAUAGCUUUGGUGUUAUGACACUCGAGAUAUUGAUGGGAUCGCAUCGCGGAGAACUCAGUUCAAACCUAUACUCAUCCGUUGACAACGAACGUGUACAAUUGGCAGAUGUCUUGGAUCCUCGUCUUCCCCCUCCUACCAGUCAAAAGCUAAGAGACGAACUGGAUUCCAUUUUGAAUCUAGCAGUCUGGUGCUUGCGCGCCGAUCCUCAUUCUAGGCCUACCAUGUAUGAUGCAUCUCAGGUGCUUGAGAUGAACGCUAGAGCUGGCAGAGAGAGUCCGGAGUUGGUUAAAUCUGUUAGAGAGGGUGUUGAUGUGCUGCCCAUGCUCAGUUAGUAAGUUGGAUAUUUCUCUCUCUUAGUAAGUUGGGACAUAAGGCUCGGUUUGGUUUUGGUUGGUUCUCUCAUUCUCUCUUUCGGUCG
Molecule: messenger RNA, 1692 nt
Organism: Rhododendron vialii
Lineage: Eukaryota; Viridiplantae; Streptophyta; Magnoliopsida; Ericales; Ericaceae
Product: MDIS1-interacting receptor like kinase 2-like
Exons: 5
Coding region: 923-1606 (227 amino acids)
Biological process (GO): protein phosphorylation
Molecular function (GO): ATP binding; protein kinase activity
Source: RefSeq, a predicted model, not a curated record